CUUGACGGUCUGACAGCAGCGAGUGGACCUGCCUGCUUCUCUCACCGGGAAGUUGAGAGUUUAAGAGUUUAAGAGUUACUCAGAUCAUUCCUCACAGGAUCAGGAUCCAUCAUGGCUGCCUACAAACUGGUGCUGAUCCGCCACGGAGAGAGCACCUGGAACCAGGAGAACCGGUUCAGCGGCUGGUUCGAUGCCGACCUGAGCGAGACCGGGGAGAAGGAGGCGACGAGAGGUGGCCAGGCCCUGAAAGAUGCUGGCUUUGAGUUUGACAUUUGCUACACCUCCGUGCUGAAGCGGGCCAUCAGGACCCUGUGGCUGGUCCUGGACGGCAUUGACCAGAUGUGGCUGCCGGUGCACAGGACCUGGCGGCUCAACGAGCGCCACUACGGAGGCCUGACGGGUCUGAACAAGGCAGAGACCGCUGCCAAGCACGGAGACGCUCAGGUGAAGAUCUGGAGACGCUCCUUCGAUAUUCCUCCUCCAGUCAUGGGCCCAGACCAUGACUACUACCCUAUCAUCAGCAAGGAUCGUCGCUAUGCAGACCUGACUGACGAGCAGCUUCCGUCCUGCGAGAGCCUGAAGGACACAAUUGCACGGGCGCUUCCAUUCUGGAACAACGAGAUUGCCCCUCAGAUCAAACAGGGCAAGAGGGUGCUCAUCGCCGCCCAUGGAAACAGCCUGAGGGGGAUUGUUAAGCAUCUGGAGGGCAUGUCGGAUGAGGCCAUCAUGGAACUGAACCUGCCCACAGGCAUCCCCAUCCUCUACGAGCUCGACAAAAACCUGAAACCUGUGAAGCCGAUGCAGUUCCUGGGAGACGAGGAGACCGUACGUAAGGCCAUGGAGGCCGUGGCUGCUCAGGGGAAGGCCAAGAAGUAAAGUAGUGGGAGAACAAACACCGUUCUCUGUGGGUUAGAGUACCGACUGGCCUCAGAUCAGUGUUUCUGUUUCCAAGCCCUAAUUUAUUUUUGGAUGAUCUACCGUAGAUUGUUGUCAGAGACGACCUCACUCUACAAGCACAGUGCAGCAAGAGUAUACGGUGAAGGGUUAGGAUAUAUUAGAGAGCCACAGUUCUUAAAAGAUUGUAAGUAAUUUUUGCCAAAAUAGAUGAUCGUUGUUCUAACCUUAAAUGAGGUAGCGUUGAACUGAAAUCAACAGUAUAACUGAAAAGAAAAAAGAAAGUUUCUUAAUUUGAAUACUUGAAUAUUUAACUAAUGGCCUUUCUUAGUAAGUUAAACAUUCCUGUUUGAAUUGGAUUAUAUAGUUUUAAUGUCUUGUUAGAUGAGAAGAGUUAAAUCCUUGCUGUGAACAAAGACUGGGAAACGUUUACAGAAUCAUUUGGGAGAAAUGACUCAUGAAUCUAACUUUUCUAAGCAUGUUAUUGAUGCAUUCCAGUGAUAAAGGGACGUAAUUUUCACAACCUCUUGAAAGCAAGGUCUGUUUUUUACAGCUGUUUGUGUAAUGUCCUUGCGUGUUGUCACUGCCUGUGUUGUGACAAUUUGUGCUCUUCUUUCUAUGUCUCACCAAGUUUAGUCAUUUUGAACCACUAUUUCACGAUCAGCAUUCCACCGCACAAGUGUUACAUUUAUUUGGAUUAUUCUCCACCUGUUAAAAUCAUAAUUAACUGAUGAUUUAAAAAGUCUAGAUUUACCCAAUCCUCUUUUACCACCUUUGGUGUCCUUGCCUCUUGGUGUCAUGGCAUGUUUUCCUCUGCCUCCUCAUGUAAAUGACUGCAUCUGGCCUCACAGCAUUGUGAAGCAGCAGAGGUGGGUUUAGGCGGCUGUGAAUGGAGCAGCCAAUUACUGUGUGUCUUACAAUAUUUUUCUUUUUCUUUAGGAAAUGUACUUCCCUCUCUGUUUGGUUAAAUGAACCCUGGAAGCUCUAAUGUAAUAAAUGUGCACUUGUGCAAAUCCAAAUCCA
Limanda limanda (common dab) is the source of this 1917-nucleotide messenger RNA. Its product is annotated as phosphoglycerate mutase 1. Gene Ontology annotation, biological process: glycolytic process. The transcript has 4 exons. Gene Ontology annotation, molecular function: intramolecular phosphotransferase activity. The record is from RefSeq and is a predicted model, not a curated record. NCBI's taxonomy places the organism in Eukaryota, Metazoa, Chordata, Actinopteri, Pleuronectiformes, Pleuronectidae. Bases 112 to 876 code for a protein of 254 amino acids.